Messenger RNA from Penicillium brasilianum, 531 nucleotides. The record is from the annotation of a GenBank genome assembly. Lineage: Eukaryota; Fungi; Ascomycota; Eurotiomycetes; Eurotiales; Aspergillaceae.
AUGAGUCUUUCUUGGCUUCCAUGGCCUACUCGGCGUCUUCAUACGGCCGUUCAAAGCAAGUCAACAUGGGGAUAUGUGAUUUAUCGCACAUCGUACACUCCCGAGUCGGACGCUACAUUCCUCGGCAUUGUGGAUCUACUCAAUUCCUAUAUCAAACACGGUCUUUACUCGGAAUGCACCUCUUCACAAAGCAACACCUCCAGGCACACGGACCCGACGCCUUACCAUGAGAUUUGGGCCCGCCAUGAUCCGGUCAUUAUGGAUGACCCGUCUCAGUUCGAUGGUGCAUCUGCCGAUGCUAUCCAAGCACACUUCAAGUCUUGGACUCGUGCGCAAGAAAAGAGGGGUUGUUCUACUGCUUAUCGGAUGUGCAUGGUGCUUGACGAAAGGUCUUUGCGAGAAUUGGCAAAUUUCCCACCCCCCGGGGAGAAUCUGAAUGGCGAAAAACCAAUGCAUCCGAUCCAAUAUGUCACAGUCAUUGAGACCCAACCGGAUAGUGACGACGAAUUCGAUAGUUUCAUGGGUGGUUGA